Prorocentrum cordatum is the source of this 2005-nucleotide messenger RNA. NCBI's taxonomy places the organism in Eukaryota, Dinophyceae, Prorocentrales, Prorocentraceae. The record is from the annotation of a GenBank genome assembly.
CUGGCUGCGGACGGACUGCAGUGCAAGGAGCUCGAGCACGGACUUCCGGAGACGCAAUUCACUGGCAUGACGCUGGACCGCGCUACCGGGCGGAUCUCAGUCGGCCACCGCCGCUGCUGGAAGGUGCGGCUUGCUACCGCAGCUCUCCUGGAGGACGGGUAUGCAUCGGGCAAGUCGCUUCACCGCAUCGUGGGCCACUUCGCCUGGUCCGCCAUCCUGAGGAGGUGCUUGCUUAGCAUUCCGCAUGCCAUCUACCGCUUUAUAGACUUCGCAGGGGGCAGUCGCGUGAGGCUCUGGCCCGCUGUGAUGAAGGAGCUUCGUUGGAUGAUGGUGUUGCUGCCCCUUGCCUACCCCGACAGCAAGAGGCCCCGGUGCCAGUUGGUGUCAGCGUCCGGCUCAGAGGGCGCCAACGCCACAGACAAUGGGGGCUUCGGCAUAGUAGCUAAGCGCUACACAGUUGACAAGGUGAGAGCUUGGGGGCGUCAGAGCGAGCGCUGGAGGUUCUUUGUCGAGGACGCCGCGCAUGCACGUCAGCGAGCUUUCGAUGGCGCCGAGAAGCCUCAGCUAGGCUCCAGCUCAUUGGCCGACAUACCGCCCGAUGAGGUACCUUUAGAGCUGCUUGAUGUGCAUCGAGAUAGUAUAGGUGACUUCAACUCUCGGGGACUGAAGGUGCGAGGGCGCUGGCGCGUAGCCGAGAACAUCACUUCCUCGGAGGGGCGCGCCACCGUUAUUGCUGCCAGAAAUCGUCUUCGAUCAGUGCGCCAGUUCUCUCAUCGUCACCUCUUCUUGGGAGACAAUCUUGGCUUUGUCCUGGCGCAGGGGAAGGGGCGUGCUAGCAGCGCUACCAUCGAUCGACAUUGUCGCCAGCUGGCCGCUCUGUCCAUGGCGUCAGACUCAGACUUCGUGUCCAGGUGGGUACCCUCAGAGUUCAAUCCUGCCGACGCCGCUUCACGGUUCAAGUCGGGGCCGCCCGUUCAGGGCGGAGGCGGCUGGCGUGAUGCUCGCCCCCCUUGUGCAGCCCGAGAUGGCGAGGCGCGCGCCGCACUCCGGGCUGCUGUCGACGAGCUCGCCAGGGCCGAUGCCGAUUCGGGCGCCCUUUUCGAGUUCGAUGACGCGGACUGGCAUCCGAGCAGCGGGCCUUGCCCGUUGGGAUCACCAGGCGAUUGGCACAGCUGGGACGAGGAUGGGUUCUACGAGGCCAGCGACAACGGCCUGCCCCUGAGCACCACCGACGACAUUUCCACGGCGAUGCUCGAAAACCUGGAGGACCUGUACUUCACGGGCCACAGCCACGACUCGGGCGAGAAGGUGAUCGCAGCUCUCGAGCACAGGGUGCCUGGGACCCGCAGCGGCAAGGUGCUGGAGCGGGCCAAGAUGGCGCUGAAGGGCUUCAGGCGUUUGGCUCCAGCCCUCCAGAUGGGCGAGCUGGAGUUCGGCCAGUGCCUGAUCUUCUUGUUCCGCACGUACCUGAGGCCGAGCGAGUGCUUGGGGCUGGAGGUCAAACAGCUCAUCCCGCCGCUGCCGGGCUCGGGCACGACGUGCUGGGCGCUGUUGUUGGCCCCCGAGGAAGAGGCGAUCUCCACGAAGACCAAGGAGUUCGACGGGAGCCUCCUGCUCGACAGCCCAGAGCUGGUCUUCUUGUACCCGCGAUUCUCCACCUUGAAGAAGCGCUCUGGCCACGAGAACGCGGUCGCCGAGCUCGCGGGACCAGGCCAGUCGAAUCUCGACCCGUACACGACGAGGCACGGCGGCGCCAGCGACGACGCCCUACGCCAGACCCGCAGCAUGGAGGCCAUCAAACGACGCGGUCGCUGGGCAGCGGACACCUCGGUGAAGCGCUACGAGAAGCACGCCAGGGUUUUCAAGUCGCUCGAGUGCCUGCCCGAGAAGGCCCGCGACUACGGCCUGGCGGUGGAGCGUCAGCUGGAGGCCCUUCUGUCGCUCCAGGCGCGGGUGCCCGCGCCGCCCGGCCUGCGCAGCAAGCGACUGAGGCCAGCCCUGGAGU